AUGGAAUCCCUAGUUCUCACCGGCGAGUCCUGCUUCACAGCCUCUGAGGCCAAGAAGCUCAAGGACCGCAUCAACCAAACAACGUCCACCAAGGUCGCCAAUAUCCUGGGUUCGUGGAUCUACUAUGCCCACAUCGGCGGCGAAAAGGCCGCUGCUUAUGCCAAACUCCAGCAAUUGCUCCCCUUGCCCUCGGCCACCGCUUCUCCGCCGCUCACCCACAUCGGAUACACCUUGACCUACUAUGUCGUCCCGAGAAAUAUCUCUCCGUGGAGCUCCAAAGCCACCAAGGUCUGUGAGGUAUGUGGCCUCGAGGAGCUGGUCCGCCGAGUAGAGCGAGGCCGGUCUGUCACCAUCGUUUUUGAACAGCCCGUCAGCAACGAGGAGAUCGCCUUCAAAGAUUUGCUGCACGACCGGAUGACGGAAAUCAUCUCCUCCGAGCCGCCAAGCCCCGGCUCCAUGUUUGUAGAGCGAGAGCCCCAGCCCCUAGAAGCCGUCAACAUCCUUUCCGCAAACCAGGAUCCUCUCGAGACGCUCAAGGCCUAUAACGCGACACGCGGCCUUGCUCUAGACUUGUCUGAGAUGGAAUACCUAGUCCGCGAGUUUACACGACUUGGACGGCCGCCCAAUGACAUCGAGCUCUUCAUGUUUGCCCAGGUGAACUCAGAGCAUUGUCGCCACAAGCAGUUCAAUGCUAGCUGGUCUAUCGAUGGCAUUGCUAUGGAUCUGAGCCUGUUUGACAUGAUCCGAAACACGCACAAGAGGACGCCGGACUACACCGUCUCGGCCUACAGUGACAAUGCUGCAGUUAUGCAGGGGGAGAUGGGAGCGUAUUGGGCCCCCGACUACGCGACGGGAUCCUGGCGGCUCAACAGAGAAAUCGUACAUGUGCUAGCCAAGGUAGAAACGCACAACCACCCCACAGCAAUUUCUCCUUUUCCCGGAGCUGCUACAGGAUCAGGCGGCGAGAUCCGUGACGAAGCCGCUGUAGGGAGAGGUUCAACCACGAAGGCUGGUCUCUGCGGCUUCUGGGUCUCGGAUCUCCUCAUCCCGGGCCACCAGGCCUGGGAGAUAGACAUCGGUCGCCCGGCACACUACGCCAGCAGCCUCGAUAUCAUGCUCGAGGGACCUAUCGGAUCCGCUCGUUUCAACAACGAAUUUGGCCGCCCCUCCCUAGCCGGGUGUUUCCGCACCCUUUUGACGGACGGCUCCAGUAAGGCUGAUUCAAGCUCGACGAAGGCGACGGACUGGAGGGGUUAUCACAAGCCGAUCAUGAUCGCCGGCGGGAUAGGCACAGUCCGUCCAGGGCACGCAAUCAAGAAUCAGGCCGACGUGCACGAAGGGGCGCACGUCGUUGUACUCGGCGGCCCUGCGAUGCUGAUCGGCCUCGGCGGUGGUGCUGCAUCUAGCAAUGCUUCCGUAGAAGGAACGGCCCAUCUCGAUUUCAACAGCGUACAGAGGGGAAACCCAGAAAUGCAACGCCGAGCUCAGAUGGUCAUCAACGCGUGUGUCAGUCUAGGUGACUUGAACCCCAUCGCUAUGAUACACGACGUCGGCGCUGGCGGAUUAUCCAACGCCCUCCCGGAGCUAGUCAAGGAUGCCGGGUUUGGGGGCAAGUUCGAGCUUCGGCAGGUUGAAAGUGCGGAUAGUAGCAUGAGCCCCCUUCAGAUCUGGUGCAACGAGGCCCAGGAGCGAUAUGUUUUGUUGAUCAAUGUAGAAAGCAUGAAUCGCUUCGUGAACAUAUGUCAACGUGAACGAUGUGGCUUUUCGGACGUCGGCACCGUAGUUUCGGAAAACGACAGUGGUGUCCCCAUGCUAGCUUUGACUGAUAGGGACGCGGAGGAGGCGUGGGCUUCCCGGCCAAUUGACCUUCCAAUGUCAACCCUAUUUCCCCCGGGCCGACGAUUGCAGCGCAUUGUAAAUUCGCACAAGCCAACUCUGCCGAAGUUCGACCCAAUUUCCUGCCUCAAGGCUGCGUUCGGGGAGCACCUAUCGGAUGCUGAGGUUAUAAGGAACGCCCUACAAAGGGUUUUCUGGAUGCCAGCUGUGGGAUCUAAAUCUUUCCUCAUCACAAUUGGAGACCGGACUGUUGGCGGUCUCACGGGGCGAGACCAAAUGGUAGGACCGUGGCAAGUCCCUGUGGCAGAUGUGGCAGUAACUGCCGCGUCGUUCAAUAUAGGGGUGAAAACAAGGCAUGGUGAAGCAAUGGCGAUGGGUGAAAAGCCGACUCUAGCCUUGAUAUCUCCCGCGGCGUCUGCGCGUAUGGCAGUCGCUGAGAGCUUGAUGAACCUGGGCGCCGCCGACCUCAUGGGCGAUCUGCGGAGGGUGAAGUUGUCUGCCAAUUGGAUGGCAGCCGUGAACCACCCCGGAGAGGGGGCCGCCCUUUACGAAGCCGUAAGGGCGAUCGGACUGGAGAUGUGUCCACGAUUGGGUAUCAGUAUACCGGUAGGCAAGGACUCGACCUCCAUGAAGGCGUCUUGGCGGGACCACGAGGCCGACGAAACCAGGAGCGUAACCGCACCUGUGUCAGUCGUCAUCUCGGCGUUCACGGUGGUCGAUGAUAUCAGGAAAACCUGGACCCCCCAGCUUCAGCCAGUCGAAGAAGUUGGGGAGACAGUCCUUAUGUUCGUCGACUUGGCGAAUGGUAACAAAGCAAUGGGAGGCUCUGCUCUUGCCCAAUCAUUUGGCUACGUAGGCCGUGAGGCGCCGGACGUACGAGACGUUGACUUGAUCACGGAUUACUUUGACGCCUUGUCCCAGUUGCAUCAGAGCGGUGUAGUCCUCGCAUACCAUGACAGGUCUGACGGAGGGCUCAUUACUACAGUUGCCGAGAUGAUGUUCGCAGGCAGGUGUGGCGUCGAUCUCAUGAUGGAUGGCAUUGCCAGUUCCGGUUCGAUCAUCGAUAUGGUGAACGCGCUAUUUAAUGAGGAACUCGGUGCCGUAUUCCAGGUACGAAAGUCGGACGAGACGAAUUUUAAGAGGUGCUUCGCAACUUGUGGACCGCCUCCCGGCUUGAUCAGAAAAUUUGGCAGCGUCCAGCCCAAGUCUAAGCAAACACUGACGAUUCGCUAUGGCACAACCCCCCUAACCAGCCUCGACAGAAGGGAGAUACACCAGUGGUGGGCAAAGACCUCGUUCGAGAUGCAGAAACUGAGGGAUAACCCUUCGUGUGCCGAGUCGGAAUAUUCAGUCAUUCUCGACCAAAGUGACCCAGGCCUCUCUUACAGGCUCACUUUCGACCCCUCCGACACGAUCCUCCCUCUCACGGCUUCGAUAACUGGAUUCUUUGGCAAGCAUCCCCGAGUGGCCAUCCUCAGGGAGCAGGGCGUUAAUGGGCACGCCGAGAUGGCAUUCGCGUUUAAAGCGGCGGGAUUUGACCCGAUUGAUGUCAUGAUGACGGACAUCAUUUCAGGUCGCUCGUUGGCUGACUUCGUGGGCAUAGCUGCCUGUGGCGGCUUCUCGUACGGUGAUGUCCUCGGUGCCGGGCAGGGCUGGGCCAAGUCUAUCAUGAUGCACGAAAACACCCGAAAGGAGUUUUCGGAGUUCUUCAGGAGGCCAGAUACGUUUACGCUCGGAGUGUGCAACGGUUGUCAAAUGCUCUCGCGGCUGAAAGAUCUCAUACCCGGCGCCCAGAACUGGCCGACAUUUGUCGAGAACACCAGCCAGCAAUUCGAAGCGCGAUUUAGCAUGGUCAAGAUUGAAGACAACAAGGCUAGGCCCUCGGUCUUCCUCCACGGAAUGCAUGGAUCGGCACUUCCAAUUGUGGUUUCCCACGGGGAGGGCAGAGCGUCGUUUUCCUCGCCAAAUUCACAGCAUGCCCUUGAGGGGGACGGGUUGAUCCCAAUUCGAUAUGUAGAUAACUAUCUUACCGUGACGGAGAAAUACCCAUUCAACCCGAACGGAAGCCCCGGCGGUAUCGCCGCCGUGACCAACGAGGAUGGUCGCGUUCUAGCUAUGAUGCCUCAUCCCGAGCGGACGGUACUAGCAGAUACCGCUUCAUACGCGCCGCCCGCCCUCCUCGAGCAAUGGGGAGAAUUUGGCCCGUGGGCCAGAAUGUUUAGGAGCGCCCGAAGAUGGGUCGGAUAG
Messenger RNA from Durotheca rogersii, 4083 nucleotides. RefSeq names its product phosphoribosylformylglycinamidin. The transcript is spliced from 8 exons. Gene Ontology annotation, molecular function: phosphoribosylformylglycinamidine synthase activity. The coding region runs from base 1 to 4083 and encodes 1360 amino acids. Lineage: Eukaryota; Fungi; Ascomycota; Sordariomycetes; Xylariales; Xylariaceae. Gene Ontology annotation, biological process: 'de novo' IMP biosynthetic process. The record is from RefSeq and is a predicted model, not a curated record.